AUGGAUAGCGAAACAUUUAUGUAUAUUGAAGCUGGUUCGGAGUGGGCAUCCUCAGCAUUUCAUGCAGAAUCAAAAGCUUUACUAAAGGUAUCUUCAUGGUUAAGUAAAAAUAUAUUAUCCACUGUCUCAGUAGUAAUGGACUGCAAAACUUUGGCGGAGACGAUCAACAAGUCUUGCAAAGAUUCUCCUUGGACUGCGGAUAAUACCAUACAAGAAGUGAACUCAAUAAUGAAGAAACUUCCGCAAGCCCAGGCACCUACAACAGCACCAGUAGCUUCACCAACAAAGUCGCCACCACCACCAGCUCCAACUGUAAUAGCACCAACUCCAGCACCAAUAGCCACCACAACUCCAACACCAACUUUAUCUCCAGCUUCAUCACCAGGUCCAUCUAUUGCAUUACCUUCAUCACCACCAGCUCCACCAACUGGUGCUCCAGCUACAACCCCAGGUGGUUCUCCUGUUGGACUUAGUCCACUUGCUAAUUCUCCAGCUGGAUCUACAGCUGAUAAUAAGAAUGGUGCUGUAAGAGUUUCAUCUAUUGUUGGAUCUGGUUUUGUUGGUGUAAUUGUUACUUCAUUUAUGUUCUUGUAG
Papaver somniferum (opium poppy) is the source of this 594-nucleotide messenger RNA. Its product is annotated as classical arabinogalactan protein 7-like. The record is from RefSeq and is a predicted model, not a curated record. The transcript has 2 exons. Lineage: Eukaryota; Viridiplantae; Streptophyta; Magnoliopsida; Ranunculales; Papaveraceae. The coding region runs from base 1 to 594 and encodes 197 amino acids.